Messenger RNA from Entelurus aequoreus (snake pipefish), 2884 nucleotides. RefSeq names its product inner centromere protein-like. The record is from RefSeq and is a predicted model, not a curated record. The transcript is spliced from 21 exons. Gene Ontology annotation, molecular function: protein serine/threonine kinase activator activity. NCBI's taxonomy places the organism in Eukaryota, Metazoa, Chordata, Actinopteri, Syngnathiformes, Syngnathidae. Gene Ontology annotation, biological process: positive regulation of protein serine/threonine kinase activity; metaphase chromosome alignment; meiotic spindle midzone assembly. Gene Ontology annotation, cellular component: chromosome passenger complex; midbody; meiotic spindle midzone. Bases 229 to 2670 code for a protein of 813 amino acids.
AGUUUUGAAAAGUUUAACAGUCGGGACUCGCUGAGUGUAAGUCGCGAUGACUGCCUGUUGACUGCAAGCAGUGGAUUGUGCGUGUUAUUUCAGAGAUUUUAUCAGUAUUUUCGGUCAAAUAUGACAAAGAUUAUAUUUUAACGAUUUACGGAGCAACGCACGUUGGAUGCCACAGACGGUGACUCCCAUUUUUUAAAGAAAGAGCUUUUCACUCGCCCAGCUGCCACCAUGAGCUCUGUACUGUCUUCUGUACAGACUCUCAUGCAGAUGUUCGAUGAGAAAAAAGAUGAAUUUAUUCGUGAAAUUGAUAAUGUCCACAUGGUUUGGCUUGAGGAGAUCCAGCAAGAGGCCAACCGCAUGUUUUCAAGAGAUUUUAACACAGAGCUAGAGUUGAUGCCCAAGACACCAUCGCAAAAAAAGAAUAGCCGCAGAAAGCGUGUGUCUGUGGGGCGCCAGGAAGAAGGUCAAACCAGGAGGUUCUCUAAGGGAAGACGCAGUAAUCUUCGAGGUUCCUCUGUCAAGUCAUUGAACUUCAUUGCUGAAGAUGAAUCUUCUGCAGCUCAAAGCAGGACACGACCUCAACGCACUACUCGGAGAAACAAACAAACCCAAGUAGAAGAGGAUGUAAACCAGGUGCCUCUUACAAGCAGUGACAGCAUAGAGGAAUGUAAGAAUAAAAAAAAGGUUGUUGAGGAUGAAGGUGUGGAUACAAAUAGCGAUGCCAAAAUAGAUGAGCCAUGUCACACAAGCGAGUCUCCAGUGAAGAUCCCAUCACCUAAUGUUGUUGUCAGCAUCCCUGCAUCAGAGCGUUUGUCUGCUGAGUAUGCAAAACAACCUGAGCCCUCUCCUGGACGUAAAGCUGCUAAAAUUGCCAUAGCGGGUAACGCCAGAAGGUCCCGCCAAAGCUCUGUUAGGUGUUCCCUCAAGGUGCGUCACUCUCUGACAGGCUUGCGUCACAGUAUGAAGAAGGAAUCUCUUCUCCGUGCCUCACAACGAUCCAUGAUGAAGAGAAAGGUGGCUCGUAUGGGCAACUCAUCAUGUAGCAGCAGUAUUGAUGAUGUUUCAAAUGAUUCUACGGAAGAGACUGCGGAAAAAGUGGCUGUUCCAGAAGACACAUGGCCUGAAACUCGGGGUGCAGAGCUGUCUUUGGCACGUGUUACUCGUUCUGUGGCUGCUAACUCACCCAAACUGGCCCCGCCAUCGCUGUUUACCCCAGACAGGAGCACCAUGGACAAGAGAAUAGUUGUCCCUGACAAGCUUCAUACGUCUGAGACAGGCCGGAGGUCAAGUCAGAGCAUCAAACGCAAAGCACCAUAUACUGUGGAGGAUAGUCCUAAGAGAUUCUCGCCUCCCAAGAAGAGUCACAGCGCAGCCAGACCGAAUAUGAGAUCUUUCCUCCACACUGUGCAGAAGAAUCAGAUGCUGAUGAUGACUCCAAAUUCUUUCAGUCGUAAUCCUGUCAUAAAGUCUUUCAUUAGGUACAACACUCCUCUCAAGAUUGAUCCCAAGUUGAGCACCACUAUAGUGACCAAAGAGCGUCAAAAGCUGGAGGCACUUAAAAAGAAGCAGGAACAAGAAGAGGAACGAAUGAGGAAAAUGGAAGAGGAGAAGAAAAAGAAACAAGAAGAAUUCAAAAGGAAGAGGGAUGAGAGACUAAGAAAGGUGUUUGAGGCCAAAAUAAAAGAAGAACAGAGAGAAGAGGAAAAGAAAAAGAAGGUUGAACAAAAAAUGGCCAAUAUUGAUGGGAAAAAUGAUAAGCGUCAGGCUGAGGAGAGGGCCAAAAAGAGAAUUGCCAUCAAACGCCAGGAGGAGCUUGAGCAGAAACGCAAGCUGGAAGAAGAAACUAAAAAGAAGAAGAUUCAGCAAGCGGAGGAGGAGAAGCGCCAACAAGAGUUGCUGGUUAAGAAGGCCAAAGAGGAAGAAAUAAAAGCUAAAAAGCUGGCUGAAGCUCGCAGAGCGUUGGAGCUGAAAAGGGAGCAGGAGCGUGAAAAGGAGCUGGAAAGAGAACGCCAAGCUGCUGCUGAAAGGGAGCAAGCGGAAAAAGAGAAGGCUCUCACUCUGCAACGGGAACUGCAGAGAGCUGCUCGAGAGAAGGAGAGAAGAGAAAUGGAAGAAAAAAUAAAAGCGCUUGAGAAAAAAAGACAGGAGGAGGAGGAGCAGAGGUUAGCUGCUGAGGAGAAAGCUGCUAAAGAAAGAGAAGCUGCUGUUGCUGCUCUACAGGCUGCCAACACACAUAAGACUGCUGCAAACCUGAAUGUGACUGUGGAUAUUGAGCGUUCUGUAAUGACCACACCUGCAGGAAAAGGCUGUGGACUCAAUGUCACUGUAGAUAUGGAGAAAUCCCCACAUACGACGUACUUGAUCACUCCAAAGGGUGGCAAGAACGCGAAGACUAUGUCCAAAAAUUCAGACGACUACGGUAUGGACCAAAACAGCGAUGAUUCUACUGAUGACGAGUCUGCUCCAAAAAAGCAAAUUCCGUCUUGGGCAGAAGGUCACAAUCUACAAACGAUAAUUAUGAAACAGUACUUCAAUCCUCCUGACUUGGACUCUUUCUUUGGCUCGAUCGAGGCACCAAAGCUGGAGAACAUCUUUUACAAGAGCAAACCUCGCUACUUUAAACGCACCAGCUCUGCUGUGUGGCACUCACCUCCUGUUGGGAAUAAGUAACAGGUGCACUGAUUAUUAUAGUGAGGCCUCGCUGUACAAAUCUUUUCUGUUUUAGGUUGGCUUUUCAAUAAAAAUGUAUGUUUGGGAUGUUUUUAGAGUAUUACAGUAAAUGUGCGUCUUGCAUGUUUGUAGAUGGGAAAUGUUUAGCAUCUUGUAACAUUAAAAUAUAAAGAAUGACACCAUCGGUGUUUGUUCCCAAUUUGUUUUUAUUCAA